Messenger RNA from Suncus etruscus (white-toothed pygmy shrew), 1072 nucleotides. RefSeq names its product myosin IC heavy chain-like. Lineage: Eukaryota; Metazoa; Chordata; Mammalia; Eulipotyphla; Soricidae. The transcript is spliced from 4 exons. The record is from RefSeq and is a predicted model, not a curated record. The coding region runs from base 1 to 924 and encodes 307 amino acids.
AUGGGCGCGCAGGGGUGGCCGCGGUCGCGGGUGCGGGGCCAGGAACGACUUCUCCCGGGGUGUCGGAUUUACUUUUUUUUGCAAGGCGGCGGCUCGGGAGCUGCUGCUUGCAGCUGCCGGGGAAGUUCAAUUGGCAACUUGAGCUGCAACUUGGCUCCUUUUUCCCCCCGGCGUGCAGAAAGUGGGCGUUGGAAGGAAGCGAGCGAGAGAGGCCCGGAGCGAGCGAGAGAGCGAGAGGAGAGCGAGCGAGCGCGCGGGGCCGAGGAAGGAAGAGAAGGUGCAGGAGGGGGGUGGAGGGAGGAGAUGUUCAGGGGGGAGGGGAGCAGGGGAGGGGGCGGGCAUGCUCGCUCUCGGCUCCCCGGCUCCACGGUCGCCGCGCCCCGCAGUCUGGAGGCGCACGGGAGCGGCCGGGGUACCCCUCGCGGGAGCCCGCGGCCAGCCACCCCGGGGCGCGCAUCCAACCGGGGCGCAGCGCCCGGGGGGACUUGGCACCCUGGGCCACCGAUCGCAGAGCCCGGGGAGGCGCUCGGCUGGCCGGAGGGGCGGCUAGGGCCCUGCCCGCCUCCCCGGCUUUGCUUCUCCCCCUGGUGGCGGAGCGGCGGCGGCCACGGGCGAGGCGACACUGGGCGCACGGCUGGCCCGAGCCCGAGCAGAGCCCGAACCACCGCUCCUAGGCUCCCUCUUGGAGCCACGGGCCGCGCUUUGGGGGUGCCUGGGGCUGGCGAGGGGCGCGCACCGGUGGGCACAGACUCCUGGCAGGAUCCGCAGCAGCCUCCGGGGGAUCGUACAGACCUCUGCUCUUUUAUGACUUCAGCUGCAGAGCUUAGUAAACCCUCCUGGAAGUUGUUGUUUGGUAAAAGGCUAUUCAUGAAGGGUGGCUGUUACUGCCUGGAACAUCCAGUCAACUAUAUGAGUCAGUCAUAGAUACAACACUGGGGGAAACAGGAACCACAAUAAGCAUUUUCCUCUCUGAGAGUUUUGGGAUUCCACCAAACUUCUUCAAUUAUCCAGGGUGGCCAGACUGGCCUCUCUUAUUGUCAGGCCACCUGCUUGGUAAGUCAGCCCAAAGGUG